Pocillopora meandrina is the source of this 1496-nucleotide messenger RNA. The record is from the annotation of a GenBank genome assembly. NCBI's taxonomy places the organism in Eukaryota, Metazoa, Cnidaria, Anthozoa, Scleractinia, Pocilloporidae.
AUGGCAGGCCGAAGGAGCGAUCUUAAUGUCUUUGGAGAAGACUUCGAUGCUAUCAUGGAUAUCCUGGAAGAAGACGAAGACUUAGAUGGACAGUUUGAAAGCUUAGUAAGCGAUCUGAGUAUGGAAUUACAAAAAUAUCUGCUUUUUCAGCUGCAUCAUAGUAAAAUCUUAUCCUAUAAGUUGCUCGUGAGGACGCUCGUGAGUUUGUGUCUUGUUUAUCCGUAUUAAUAAUUCUAUUGACAUGGAUUCUUUCGAAAUAAAUGUUCUAGCAAUGGAAGAGACUAAAAGAACUCAUGCUAGCCUAUGUCUAUGAACAGCUGUUGCGAAGCUUAGUUAUUACAGCGUUGUUUGUAAUGAAUGUCUUAAUAUCCAAACGAACUCGUGAUAUUUCACAUCAGGCAAUGCUGUUUUAUCUAAACAUUUUACAGUAGCCUAUCCUUAUUUAUUGUUUUCCCGUGCCAUUGUAGGUUCAAUUGACGGAAAUUAUAUGUAGUGACUGUGGUAAAAAAUACAAGUCCAGUGGAGGAUACCGAAGACACAGAAAUGCCAAACACAGUGAUCAGCCCCAACCAGUGUCUCUGACACUGAGCAUUCUUGCUGAAAUUGUGAAUGAUGCCUUGCAAAAAGUUAAAGAAAACAAAGUAUUCAGUGUUGACUUGCGGAAGGAAUUUAAGCACUAUGAAUAUAAACAGCCCAAUGAAACUGAGGGAUUUUGUGUGUUUAAAACACUGUAUGAUGGAUACUUGAAAAAUGGAGACACUGAAAAGUUUUUUGGAAAAUAUUAUUCUCAGGUUCCAUUGAAAUCUACAACCUUUUUCAGAGGGUUAUCCAGAAAUGCAGCUACAUUGCUAGCAAUUAAAGUGGCCGACAACAUGGUAGCACAUGGCAAGCAUGCAAAGUCAUCUCCUGACAACAGCGUCCUUCCAUCUAAAACAGUCUUAUCAGACAAAGAGACAGCCGGGUUGCAGUAUUUGGGAGGAUACGUAUUGCACAAUCUUCACAAAAAGUGUGCAAAAAUGUCUUCAAGUGAAAGUCAGCAGGCAAUGGCUAUACUCAAGGCUGGAAAAUUGGAGGAGGGCUGUGAUUCCCAAAAGCUGGUUUCCACACUGAGCCGCGGUGGUCUCUGGUCCAUAACAGAGCCUGCGCAAAAGAUCUUUACCAGGUCUGAACAUUAUUUCAGACAGUCAACUUUAAAAUCUGCUAGUAGUAUGCAAAUUGUGGACAUAACUGGGAUAGCUCAGAAGUCAUUAACAGAUAAUGAUGUGGUUGCAAACUACCAAACCAUGGUCUCAAAUGCUGAACAAGUUCCCACUAAAAAUGUCAGUAAAGAUGUUCUGUACAGUAUUGUAAAUUUGUACAUCAGGGUUCGCUCAUUCUCUUUAGCCAAGGAUAUUAUACAAGACUUCAAAAUUAAAGCAAAGCAAGCUAAAAGCAAGGCUCUUCGGAAAGAAAUCCAAAGAAGUUGUGACCAGCAAACUCAAGAGAGGCAAAACUAG